CAUUCUCAAAACCCCCUCGUCCACCCGCCCCUCUCCCCCAGCAUUCGGCAACCCUAAAAUUCUACCGACCGAAAGUCAGGUCGAUCCCCUGCUUCCAUGGCGAGGCAAUCCAAGGGCAUCGGAUCCCCGGCCUCUACUCCCAGAAGCGGCCGGAAGAGCCAGAUAAAUUCUCCGUCUUCUUCCACUGCUGCCGACGGCACUGGUCCCGAUUCGGGCCUCCAAUCCACGCCCACUAGGAAAAGAGGCCGGCCGCAUUCCACUCCAGAGAAUCCCUCCACUCGCCAGCGCUUUGCCUCCCCCAAAAGCACUACUUGCCAGACCCCUGUCUCCUGCAGCGGAGGACGCCGCAAUGGACGACCCGGAACCCCAACCAAAGUAUGCUGCAAAAUCAAGUCUCCAAGGAAGCGGUUGGUGGACGUGCUUGAUCAGAAGCCUAAAUGGAACCCCAGAGAUUGUUCACAUCUGAAUGCGGUCAAGGAAGCUCUGCAUGUCUCCACCGUGCCGGCCGACCUGACCUGUCGAGAAGAAGAGCAGGAGCAGGUUUUGGGUUUCUGCAAGAGGUGCAUACAGCAAGAAAAGUCGGGGAGUUUAUAUGUUUCAGGAUCUCCGGGGACUGGAAAGUCGCUGGUGAUGGAGAAAGUGAAAUGCCUGGCAGCAGAUUGGGCCAAAGAGGCCGGAUUGCAGCUGGAAUUGUUGUCAAUAAAUUGCACAUCGGUUUCAGACAGCUCUGAAAUUUUUAGGAGGAUACGUGAUAAAUAUGCUGGGAAAAAGAAACAAGGAAGCAGUGGGUCUCCCCUUAAGCAUCUCCAUAAUUUGUUAUCCAUACCGAAACGUUCAUCAGUCAGAAAGAUGAUGCUGCUGAUUGUUGACGAGAUAGAUUUUCUUCUCACCAAGGAUCGGUCAGUACUUCAUGAUCUUUUCAUGAUCACAACAUUACCACUCUCCAGAUGUGUACUGAUAGGAAUAGCAAAUUCAAUCGAUCUAGCGGAUCGUUUCCUUCCAAAGCUCCAUUCUUUGAAUUGCAAACCUCUUGUGAUUACAUUUCGUGCCUAUUCUAAGGAUCAGAUACUCAAGAUCCUUCAAAAGAGAAUUUCGGCAUUUCCGUAUUAUGUUUUCCAGCCACAUGCAUUAGAGAUCUGCGCAAGAAAAGUUGCUGCUGUUUCUGGUGACAUAAGGAAGGCCCUUGACUCUUGCAGACUUGCGGUUGAGACCUUAGAGGCAGAACUUCAUUCAGCAACCAAUCUGACCGUAGUUUCAUCCCAGAUGACUUCAACUGCUCAGCAUAUGCCCCUUUCAAUUGAGGGUCUGCCAAGUCAUGAAUCUGACCUUGUGAGGAUUGAUCAUAUGGCCAACGCGUUAUCAAAGACAUUUAAAUCUGCGGUGGUCAACACAAUCCAGUCUCUGCCAUUGCAUCAACAGAUGAUAUUGUGCUCUGCAGUCAAGAGUUCCAGCAUAAAAAGAAAUAUCUCAGAACCCGAGCUAUACAAAUCCUAUUCAGAGCUGGCCAGAUCUAAAAAAAUGUCCCCAGCUAGUAUACUGGAAUUUGCGUCCAUCUCUGGAUUGCUUGCAGAGCAGGGGCUGAUCAAAUUUGGGAAAUCUCGGAAUGACAAGUUCAAGAUGUUGACCUUGCAAGUUGAUACCACGGACGUCAUCUUUGCAUUGCAGGGUAAUCCAUUAUUCAGUGACUGUCUUCAGUCAGAUCACUAGCAAGAAGCGGAUUCUUUCCUUUGGCCUGCAUGGUUUGAUGUUGACGUGCACGGUCUUCUAAAAACUGGCAGUCCUGUUAUCUAAAACCAACGCGAGCUGCCGUUAUCUACGUAUGAUUUAGACCAGCUUUUUUGUUGUGACAGAACCCCACCUCUGUGGUGGUUAAGAUGCCGUGUCGUAAAAGAAGGGAUCUUCUGCAGAAAUUUGAUCGCUUCGCAGUUAAAAAAAACUAGUCAUCUGUGUAUAGCCAAUGCUACUGGUUGUGGACUCAGACAUGUGACUCUGGUACAGAGUAAUUUGGUGCUUUUUAUAUGCAGAAAUCUUUUCUUGAAGGCUGCAGUUGGUGGACUUCUUCGCCAAUCCCAUUCAUUGAUUUUCAUCCUACCUUGAAGGGGUUAGGAGUUUCACGCAAAACGAAAGAUGGUGCGGUUAUGAUUGAUCUAUUGUAGAUGCUGGAAAUGUUCAAUAAAAGUGGAAUGUGUGAAUCAAACAGGGAAUGAUUCUCAUAGUGUUAGCCUCAUGUUCGUUUCAGUUUGGUUGCUCGAGAAAUGAUCCAACUGUUUCUUUAUGUCAAUUCCCUUGGCAGGUUUCUAAUAACUGCCUCCAUCGCUUGGUUGAGCCAUGUUACUCCAGUCCGGAACUCAAGCCAAGCCAAGAGACUUGUAUUUAUGGGAUAAAUGUACUUUAUGCACAAGCAAAUCGUAUAAUUUGACAAAGAUGUCUGAAAA
Messenger RNA from Nymphaea colorata (pocket water lily), 2435 nucleotides. Its product is annotated as cell division control protein 6 homolog B-like. Gene Ontology annotation, biological process: mitotic DNA replication checkpoint signaling; cell division; DNA replication initiation. The record is from RefSeq and is a predicted model, not a curated record. The transcript is spliced from 17 exons. Gene Ontology annotation, molecular function: ATP hydrolysis activity; DNA replication origin binding. Gene Ontology annotation, cellular component: nucleus. The coding region runs from base 97 to 1707 and encodes 536 amino acids. Lineage: Eukaryota; Viridiplantae; Streptophyta; Magnoliopsida; Nymphaeales; Nymphaeaceae.